CUCACUCUUCAACGUUUUCCUUUACAGCAAUUUAUGGAUUAUCAACACAUUAUUGUGCUGUGGACAUGCACCCUCUGGCCAGAUCUUCACCUCUGCUUCAACUUUGACAAGAAGAACUAUAAGAUCUUCCAUGGCUCUAUAGAUGCUCAGUUUGGAUACACAGUCCAGCAGCACGAGGCAGGAGGACACCAAUGGUUGCUCGUUGGUGCUCCCUUUGAAUACACAGGACAGCUUCAAACUGGUGAUGUAUAUAAAUGUCCACUGGAUAUCAAAAGUUCUGCAAACUGCAGCCGUCUUGACCUGGGCAAACUUUCUCUGGACAAUGUGACAGAAAGGAAGGACAGGAUGGGACUAGGAAUGACACUGACCUCCAACUCCAAAGAUAACAGCUUUGUGACUUGUGGUCCUCUCUGGUCUCAUGAAUGUGGAAGUUCUCUGUACAGCACUGGAAUCUGCACUAAAGCCAACUGGAACUUCAGACUCACCCAGACCUUUGCACCUGCUCUACAGAGGUGUGAAACAUUUAUGGACAUUGUUAUCGUUCUGGAUGGUUCCAAUUCUAUUUACCCCUGGUAUGAGGUGCAGGACUUUAUCAUAAACAUCUUGCAGAGGUUCUACAUUGGCCCAGGUCAAACACAGGUAGGAGUUGUUCAGUAUGGCUCCACAGUAGUCCAUGAGUUCAGUUUAGGUGAAUACCAAACAGUGGAGGAUGUGCUAGAUGCUGCCAGAAACAUUGACCAACGAGGUGGAGAGGAAACGAGGACAGCACUGGGGAUCAAUGUGGCACGAUCGGAGGCAUUCCAGCGUGGCGGCAGGUCAGGAGCACAGAAGGUGAUGAUUGUGAUCACAGAUGGUGAAUCACAUGACAGUCCUCAGCUGAUGGAAGCUGUCAGUCAAAGCAAGAGAGAAAACAUCACCAUGUAUGCUAUUGCUGUUCUAGGUUAUUACAACCGCCGUGGAAUAAACCCAGAGACCUUUCUUAAAGAAAUCAAGUUUAUUGCAAGCGACCCUGAUGAGGAGCACUUCUUCAAAGUCACCGAUGAGUCAGCACUGAAGGACAUUGUGGAUGCUCUUGGAGAAAGAAUUUUCUAUCUGGAAGGCAUUAGCAGUCAGGGUCGGGGGUUUGAUCUGCAGAUGGCUCAAGCUGGUUUCUCUUCACAUUUAGUCAAUGAUGGUGUUCUGCUUGGAGCAGUAGGUGCUUAUGACUGGAAUGGUGCUGUGCUAAAAAAAACUAAACAUGGUAAAGUUUUUUCACCAAAAUCCUCCUACAAAGACGAGUUUCCAGAAGCCCUGAAGAACCAUGCUGCUUAUUUGGGAUAUUCUGUGGAUGCAGUUAUUUCACCUGAUGGCUCUCAGCUUUAUAUAGCUGGAGCUCCAAGGUUCAACCACACUGGCAAGGUCAUCAUUUUCACCAUGAAGAACAAUGGAAACCUCACUAUCCUGCAGGCACUUCUGGGACAGCAGAUUGGUUCAUAUUUUGGCAGUGGACUGUUAUCAAUGGACAUUGACGAAGAUGGCCAAACUGACUUUCUUAUGGUUGCAGCACCCAUGUAUUACAAUCAAGGCUUGGAGAGAGGAAGGGUUUAUAUAUACUCCAUGUCACUGGAGGCAAUCUUCAUCUUCCAUGGAGUGCUUGAAGUGUCCCAUCAUUCUCAAAACUCUCGUCUGGGUUCAGCACUGGCACAAAUAGCUGACAUGAAUGGAGAUGGAUUUAAGGAGCUUGUGGUGGGAGCUCCCCUAGAGGAUGACCAUCAGGGGGCAAUCUACAUCUUUCAUAGCAAAGACAAGAUGAUAGGACCACACUACAAACAGCGCCUGUCUGGAGCUGUUAUUUCAACAGGUUUGCAGUAUUUUGGUCAGAGUCUUCAUGGAGUUCUUGACGUCAAUGGCGAUGGUCUUGUUGAUUUAGCAGUGGGAGCACUAGGAGCUGUUAUCAUUAUCUGGUCCCGGGGCGUAGUGCGGAUUGAUGCCAAAAUGACUUUUGAACCGGAGAAGAUCAACAUCUUUAACAAGAACUGUCAGCGAGGUGGGAAGGAGGUCACUUGCAUGUCAGUUGCUGUCUGUCUGAGGGUAGACAGCAGGAUAAAAACCAAGCAAGAUAACAGAAAUGAAGUUGCUGUUUGGUACAGUCUGGUUUUUGAUGAGAAGCGUUUUCCCCCCUGGGCAGUCAUGGAUGAAUCACAUCGACAGCAGCCCAGAACUCUUUUUUUACACACUGGGAAUCAGAAAUGUGAAUACCUUGGCUUUUUUGUGCAGGACAUAGCAGAUUACAGGCGGCCUAUAGUGGUUGUUAUGGAGGCAGGACUUCAGAGCCAGGACAAGGGGCCAGUGUUGGAUCCAGACUGGCCGACAACCCUAAGAACUGAGCUUCCGUUCUGGAAUGGAUGUGAGGGGGAUACCUGCAUUCCUGACCUUAUACUCCACAGUCACACUGACCUUUUAAAUGUUCUGCAGUUCUGCAGCACAUGGAAACAUGCCACCUACUCACUCUGCAACCAUCAAAAGGGAGAUGAAGAGAAAGUGUUUGUUUUUGAGAAUGGGCGGAGGAAAAUUACUGUGUUUGCUCAGCUAGAAAACCGGGGAGAGAAUGCAUACAGAGCUACACUCAACAUCUCCACUACCCCUAACCUACUUUUCUCCAGUCUCUUAGUCAAGGAACAAUCGGAUAUCCAAAUUGAAUGUUCCACUGAGAACAGAACAUCCUCCCUGAGGAGCUGUAACAUCAGUGCUCCAUUCAUGAGGUCACUGGCCCAGGUAACCUUCCAUCUGGAGUUGGAGAUCAGCCGUUCUAUCUUUCUUGAUUUUGUACAACUCAGCAUGGUAACUACUAGUGAGGGAAAGGAUGGAUACCCAGAUGACAACACCAAUAACAUCAGCCUCCCAUUAAAAUAUCAAGCUGACCUUCUCUUCACCAGAGACCCCAAUCCUCAUCGUUUUGAGAUCAGAGGUAGCCUUUACUCUUCGUCCGAAGAAGAACCAGAUACAGCCUUCCCUGCCUUCAACCUCACCUUUAAUGUUUGGAAUAUGGGCAUCUUCUUAGUAAAGGACAUCAUGUUAAAAGCUGAUAUCUGGGCUGUAACCAAGGAGGGCAAUCAGCUGGUGGCCAUUACUGACUACAGCAUUGAAGAGCAGGGAACAGAUUCCAGCUGCAUGCUACCUCAUACCAAAACAACCAUUCUAGGUAAACCAGAGGACCUAACUAAUCUCUCUCAGCUGAACUACAGUAACAGUGUGAGUAUACUGCUCCAGUGCAGACUCAGCCUGUCACCAUCCAAGGGGCUGAAGCUCACAUUCAUAGGAAGACUUCAGCUACCUGCUCUGCAUGCUGUGAGUUUCAGGUCCUUAGAGCUGCUGACUGUUGCCUCAAUCCAGCUUGAGAAGUCCAAUCCAAUGUUUCUUCAAGAAGACAACCUUGUUAUACAGACCAUCCUGGAUCUGAGAAAGGAGGGACACAACUCCAUCCCUAUCUGGAUUAUCCUGGGAAGCUCACUGGGAGGCCUGUUGCUGCUUUGCUUAAUCAUCUUUGGCUUAUGGAAGCUUGGAUUCUUCAAAACACAAAGACGUGAGGAAGAAGAGGAGCAGCCUGUAACCAAUGGGAAGGCAGAGAAGCAGCUAUAAAGCACGGUGAUAUUACAGUUUGAAUUUGGACAUGGAAUUCAAACCAAGCUUCAACCUGUCACUGACAGACCCUGAUGACAUCCAUUGCUGACUUACCAGCAAGGUGCAACUGUUUGCAUGUGAAACAAUUAAGAUUCAGCUUGCAGUUGAAGAAAGAAAUUACACAGUUCAUAUUUAAUAUAAGAACUAUUUAUGUACCAGCACCUCAGCUAGUCAGCUUCAGCUGUGUUCAGUAUUGAGGUUUAUUUCCAAAGACUGAUGGACUAUUCACAUUUUUUAUCUAAAUUCUCACUGUUCAAUUGGCCUAUUGAACAGUGAGAAACUACCCUUGAGGUUGAUAGGUAAAUGGGUGUCUUUGUUAAUAAAGUUGAGAUUAAAAUACACAUCAUUAGCCUCAUUGUAUAUUGCCUAAGUCCUAUUUGCCAAAAUGUUACUUAUAAAUUAUGUUAUGAGGCUAACAGCAUUUAACGUCAUUGACAGAGCUGUAUAUACAAAUAAAAUGCUGCUGCAACACUUUAUGUAUACAUAUAUGUAUAUAUAUAUAUAUAUACACUGCUCAAAAAAAUAAAGGGAACACUCAAACAACA
This is a messenger RNA of Girardinichthys multiradiatus, 4205 nucleotides long. Its product is annotated as integrin alpha-11-like. Gene Ontology annotation, molecular function: integrin binding. The coding region runs from base 34 to 3618 and encodes 1194 amino acids. Gene Ontology annotation, biological process: cell adhesion mediated by integrin; cell-matrix adhesion; integrin-mediated signaling pathway. The record is from RefSeq and is a predicted model, not a curated record. The transcript is spliced from 30 exons. Lineage: Eukaryota; Metazoa; Chordata; Actinopteri; Cyprinodontiformes; Goodeidae. Gene Ontology annotation, cellular component: external side of plasma membrane; integrin complex.